This is a messenger RNA of Pseudophryne corroboree (corroboree frog), 574 nucleotides long. RefSeq names its product mesotocin-neurophysin MT. The transcript is spliced from 3 exons. Gene Ontology annotation, cellular component: secretory granule; extracellular region. The record is from RefSeq and is a predicted model, not a curated record. The coding region runs from base 53 to 430 and encodes 125 amino acids. Lineage: Eukaryota; Metazoa; Chordata; Amphibia; Anura; Myobatrachidae. Gene Ontology annotation, molecular function: neurohypophyseal hormone activity.
ACUGCAAGAAACAGCCCGUCAUCUCUGACAGAUUCCCAUUGCCGGAAUUGCAAUGUCCUACAGCACAUUCACCAUCAGCCUUGUCUGCUUGUUGGCCUUGACAUCAGCAUGCUAUAUACAAAACUGCCCCAUAGGAGGAAAAAGGUCUGUGAUGGACAUCAUGGAUAUUAGAAAGUGCAUCCCUUGUGGACCAAGAAAUAAAGGACACUGCUUCGGGCCCAACAUCUGCUGCGGGGAAGAGCUGGGCUGCUACUUCGGUACCUCAGAGACGUUGAGGUGUCAGGAAGAGAAUUACCUGCCCUCGCCAUGCGAGUCUGGGCGGAAGCCAUGCGGGAAUAAUGGAGGCAACUGCGCAGCCUCAGGGAUAUGCUGUAACCAUGAGACCUGUACAAUGGACCAGGCAUGUGAACAGGAUGCUGUAUUUUCCUAGUGAAGGUCCUCAGAAGUUCUAUCCCUCUGCCAAUGCAAACCAACCGAAGAACAGCAAGCCAAGUCACAUCACCACGUCCUGAGGCAGGACGCACACAGCCGGUGUAUAGUUGUACUGUAUAAUGAAUAAAGAAUCCUAAAACAA